Molecule: messenger RNA, 2250 nt
Organism: Pristis pectinata (smalltooth sawfish)
Lineage: Eukaryota; Metazoa; Chordata; Chondrichthyes; Rhinopristiformes; Pristidae
Gene: slc35f6
Product: solute carrier family 35 member F6
Exons: 6
Coding region: 115-1221 (368 amino acids)
Biological process (GO): transmembrane transport
Cellular component (GO): intracellular membrane-bounded organelle; membrane
Molecular function (GO): transmembrane transporter activity
Source: RefSeq, a predicted model, not a curated record
AGGUGCCAGCUGACCGAAUCACGUGAUUUCUUAUUCCUGUGGCACAGAGAAGAUUUAGUUCUCUUUAAAAGCCACUGAAUAGUGGAACGGGGUGAAUACCUUUCAGAUUUUUUCAUGGCGUGGUCUAGGUAUCAGUUGGGUUUGGUAGCGAUGAUGCUCGUUACUGGGACCAUUAACACACUGUCGGCCAAAUGGGCUGAUGACUUCACUGCUGAGGGUUGCCAUGGAUCAGUGAAACACAAGUUCAAUCACCCUUUCCUUCAGGCAGUGGGAAUGUUCCUUGGGGAAGCCUACUGUUUGGCUGUUUUCUAUCUAGUUGCAUGCUAUGAUCGACGAAAACUAGAACCACAAAUGACUUCUGUCAGAAAGUUCAACUCUUUCAUUUUCCUGCCACCUGCUCUGUGUGAUAUGCUGGCCACUAGCAUUAUGUACAUUGCCUUAAGCUUGACCAGUGCAUCCAGUUUCCAGAUGCUGCGAGGAGCUGUGAUCAUCUUUACUGGGCUGCUCUCUGUUGCCUUCUUAGGCCGCCAAUUAAAAGUCAGCCAGUGGUUAGGAAUUGCCAUCACCAUCUGUGGACUUGUCAUCGUAGGUUUGGCAGACUUUAUCAGUGGAGAGAGUGACCAAGGGCACCACUUGUCUCAGGUUAUAACAGGUGACGUCCUUAUUAUCAUAGCACAAAUAAUUGUUGCUAUUCAGGUGGUGCUAGAGGAAAAACUUAUUUAUAAACAUGAUGUGCACCCACUUCAAGCUGUGGGCACAGAGGGUAUUUUUGGAUUCGUCAUCCUAACUCUGCUGUUGAUUCCAAUGUACUAUAUCCCAGUAGGGGAAUUUGGUGGCAACCCCAGAGGUGUUCUUGAAGAUGCACUUGAUGCUUUCUGCCAAAUUGGGAUGAAGCCAUUAAUCUUUCUGGCCCUCUUUGGAAAUAUUUUGAGCAUUGCAUUCUUCAACUUUGCUGGUAUUAGUGUGACAAAGGAAAUCAGUGCAACCACUCGCAUGGUUCUGGACAGUCUACGGACCAUAGUAAUCUGGAUAGUGAGCCUUGCAGUGGGUUGGGAACAAUUCCAUGGUCUCCAAAUCUUGGGCUUUUUAAUCUUACUGGCAGGUGCAGUUCUCUACAAUGGGUUCCAUAAGCUAGUCCUAGCAAAGCUUCAAUGUAACCAGAAGCCUGAAAGGGAAGAAUUAUUAACUGAAACCAAAGACUCCAUAAACUCCAGUCCAUAAAAAUUAAAUGGAUUAAAGUUUAGGAGAAUGUUGCUUUCAAACAAUGACCAAAGGAGGUUAACUUUUCAUAACAUAAUCAGUAGUUUUUAAAAUUUACACUUGAGGAAUAAAAAGAUACCCGAAUGAUUGGUUACAGAGUGGAACUUCAUGCCACUUUGUAAUGUGAUCUACAUUAUAUGUUGGGAAAGAUGCAUUAAGUGACUUGCUAUUCUUCAGAACUGCAGGCAAGGCAGUUGAAGUAAAUGCCUUGUAAGAGGUCUGAAACAUCUAGCUUGGUUGGGUGCAUGAUCCAGAUGUGCUACUAUAAUCUUCACUGGAGUAAUGACCAGUAAGCCCACGUUAAGAGGAAAAUGAGUGGACUUUGUGCUCCCUUUUGAUGUAUUAUUGGUGAAACCCCAGAUUCUGUCCAUUGCAGAUCCUUGUGAUUGUUGCCAGUGCCAUAGUUUUUAAUUUUGGUUUCUACCAAGAGCAAAUGAAGUGGGCAGACUGACCCUACUCCUUUACCCAGCUUUGUUGUACCUGAAUCUACUAUUAGUGCAGUUCUAGGAGUGCUAGUAUUUUGGUGGGGAGCCUCUGGAAAUUCAAGCAUUAAUGAAAACCCAAUACAAUAAUUCUCCCUCAUUAUCUGUUUGCCAUUAUCUGAACUGCCUUUUUCCCAGAAGAAUGAACAUUUAUCUCGAACUGAUUUACAGACUAGGUACUACUUGAAUCAUUCAAAUUGCUGUUGUAUUGAUUUUUAAAAUGGUAACCAGUGCUAUGUGCUAUUUGCAAUUUAAAUUGACUUUAUUGUACAUUGAAUUAUUUUUGCUGAUCAAUGGGAGAAAUUUAUAAAAGUAUGCAUAUAAUUAUAGAGGUUACUGCUUUCCUGUAAAACUACAUUUUUGUAAUAGAAUGUUAAAUGUGACCUUUUUAAAUCUAUAAAUACAACUCUUGACUGCAGCACAUUGUCAUUUGUACAAUAUUGUGAAUGUAAUUGGGACCACCUUCCUCAAGUUGCUUGGUUUUUAUUUGAUCACUAAAAUGAGGUUG